This is a messenger RNA of Armigeres subalbatus, 2565 nucleotides long. RefSeq names its product anaphase-promoting complex subunit 5 (gene ida). Gene Ontology annotation, cellular component: anaphase-promoting complex. NCBI's taxonomy places the organism in Eukaryota, Metazoa, Arthropoda, Insecta, Diptera, Culicidae. Gene Ontology annotation, biological process: positive regulation of mitotic metaphase/anaphase transition; anaphase-promoting complex-dependent catabolic process; protein K11-linked ubiquitination. The record is from RefSeq and is a predicted model, not a curated record. The transcript has 2 exons. The coding region runs from base 222 to 2444 and encodes 740 amino acids. Gene Ontology annotation, molecular function: protein binding.
UAUCAGCCGGCAAAGAAAUGUCAAAAUCAAGUCAAAUACAAACAUCAAAAGAAAUUUUAAUUCUGUAGAACACAACAGACACGAUAUUUUCCGCUUUUCUGGCUUUUCUGUGGUUUUCAUACGGAUUUUCCUGUGUAAUUCACAUUCGCCAUCGAUUUUCUAGUGAAUAAUUGAUGACUGUGGCUGGUAGUUAUUCCCGCUUGUGAAAACAGUCCACAACAAUGAGUGCCAAGAAAGAGCCAGAGACGGUCGGUUUCUGGUUGCCGAACCAGUGCAGCACCGCCCCAAAGAUGGAUAUUCUGACGCCGCACAAGCUGGCUGUGGUAUUUUUGAUCCAGGAAUAUUUGUCGUUGAAAAAGCCGGCAGAGAAAGCUCCGAAGCCGGACUUUACGGCCCGCGACCGGCGAAAGUUCUGCCUCCUACUGCUCAAACUGAUUCAGUACCCAGACAUGGCGUACAAAGACUUGUAUGGGUUGCUCACCUCGCCGCAGUACGGAAUCCAUCGGGCCCAUUUGGAGGAGUUUGAGAAGCUGAUGAGGAUGUUGAAGACCGUUGGAAUCGAGAUUCUGUUUGAUUUGUACACCGUAAUAGAAAAACUAACUACGGACAAUGCAAAUAGUUACCAGAUUGGAAUUGUUGGACUUUAUUUGCGUCGUGUUUUCGUCACGCUGGACAAGAUGAAUUUCCCGGAAUUUAUGGCUCUUUAUCGGAAUGCAGUUGCCUAUUACGAAAAAGGCGUGAGGGCAGUGCAGAUUUCUAGCAGUGCGUUCUCAAAUAGUGAAAGUUUCAUGAAACUGGAAGCUCAAGCAGUUUACAAGGAUCGGAAUUCGAGUUCCAAGUGGUCCACGAAGCAAGCAGAGCUGUUUGUUGCGCAGCAAAGUACGCUGCUACAGAGCAAUGAGAUGGAUGCUCUGCAACCCAAGGAAAUGCAAACAAGACUGAACGAGAUCGUCCAUGACCAUCCGUUGUAUUCGCAAGCAUACUUCCUUAGUUAUUUGAACAGUACCCGUGUAAGGGAUUUCUUCAAUGCCGUCGAUGCCCUUCAUCGUUCGUUCGAUAGGAGUACAUUGAACUCGAUGGCUCUAGCUCAGGACAGCAAGGAAUAUCAGUACUCCGCGUUGAACUUGGCAAUUCUUCAUGCGCAGUUUAAUCAUAACGAGGAAGCUCUUGCAAGCCUUCGAGAGUGUAUUAUGCUUGCCCAGGAGAAUAGCGAUAAAAUCUGUCUGCAGUUAGCGCAUGCCUGGCUUUGUCUUCUAGAUUCCAGCAAACCUCAUUUCUCCGAGAAAAAUAUAGCCAAUAAGGAACUGAUCACGUUGGUACAUUCUAUUUCGCUAGGAAUCCAAUCAUUGGUCAAAUCAUCUGCUGCAACGGGAUACACUCCGGCCAAAUUGUUUGAAGUACUUCUUAAAAGUGACAUCCUCAAUUGUCAAACAUCUAUGAUAGAUCUGAUCGCCAACGGAAUAUCGGAGCGUGCUGCCCUCUGGGCCAUGUACGGCAAAAAUGAAGUAUCUUCGCUUUGCUCGCAGUUGUUGCUAAAUUCAGACCUGAAAUCUUUGGGAAAAACGUAUAAUGGAGAAGGAAUCUGCCAGAGCCUUUGCUCCUUGAUUAUCUGGUUGGCCCUUCAAGGCGAGUUUCAUCUUGCACUGAUCGUAUUAAAACAUACUAGAGGGAGAUUCCCUCGAUAUCCAUUGUCCAGAUCAUGGAUGAUCGUGGAUCACUACAUCAGUUCGAUGCAGGCAAUCUUUCGAGGAGAGUGGACUGAUGCCAGUAAUGCUUGCUACCAACUGUAUACCUUAGAUAAGCACUUGUCUCUGCUACAGCGGGCACGUUUAGCAUUAGCUCGUCUGAACGUAAAUUCUGCUGAUCUGCUGCUCCGUAAGCUGUUGAAUGAUGAGACUAUUGAGCCGCUAACCCGUACUAGGGCUCUUAUCUUGAAUGCCCACCUCCUUACUAUAUCCACAGCUACGACCAAAAUGGAGGUUGUCAACGUUCUAAAUGAAGCCCUCGCCAUUGCCAACAAAAAUUACUUGGAUUACGAAAAAGCGAUCAUCGAAAUGCACUUCACGCACAUUCUGCUGACAAUGAAGCUGCCACACCAAGCCCUCAAAUCAAUCCGCACAUGUCUGGAGAACAUCCUCGCCAAUGGUGGCAUCUAUGAUAGGGCAAAAGUGCUGUUCCUUUUCGUAAAAUGUAUUCUGGCGGUAGAGCAGACACCGGCGAACAAGCUUGCAAAAAUAGGCAAAUGUCUACCCAUGCUGGAGCAAGCGGUUCAACAUUUCCAGAAGUUGGAAUGCUACGUCAAGGUGAAGGAUGUCUACAUAUUUCUGGCCACGUUCUACAAUGAAAUGGACAUGCACGAGGAACGCAACAAGUACGCCUACAAGUUUCGGCAAGUCGAGGAGCAGUACCCGACUGCACGUGAGUAUUUGGGACUGUUUUUCUAAUAUAAUGUACAAAAAUGAUUUCCUUACAAGAACUGGGUCAGAGGUUAUUUAGUCCGAACACACCAUUUUUCUUUUUUUUUUUGCUCACCUUGGGCGAAACGCGAACACUCGUCACUCCAUA